AUGGGUUUGUUAGCACACUUCAGUGUCUUAAGCCAAUUGGCUAUCUUAGCUGCUGCAACCUCCUCUCAUUCCGGGGUCCGCGUAACCGACCCUUAUCUUGCCACGCAAUGGAACGCCUGCCCUUCGGCCUGCGAGAGCGCCAAUCCUUAUGACUGGGACUUUUACUCCGACCUUCGUAUUCUGAAAUCAUGCACCGAUCCAAUGCUUCUGAACAUGGUGGCGAGCAGCCCUACCGGCCCAGCGGACCCCAAUCACCGCCAGCCACUAUAUGCCUGUUCUACAGUCAACGUGGACAAGCUUGCGGCCUCCAUAUUUAAAGACACCAGUACGCCAAGUACAAGCACCAGACAGUACUCCACCAAAAUUGCCCACAUGGAGACUGCAUGGCGGGAGGAGAAAACCAGCCAGAGCUCAUCCCAGUCUCAUACAGAGGCCGUAGCGAGGCUGGUACAGUCACAUAUAGAUGCCCCUGACAGCCGGAAUGCUACAGUCUCCAUGGGCUACUCGAACGGGGUCGUCUUUGGGGCAUUCAUUGGCGCCAACAUGGAAAAGGGCAAGGACAAAUGUAUCAUAGAGUCCUUCCUGACCAAGGUUCGCGAGGGAGCACUAAGCAACAAAUCUAGUGUCUUGAUGCAGGUUUGCGACAGUGACCGUUCCGCGGCUUACACGCUUGGAGCUGUUGCUGAAUCAAAUACAGACCCUGCCCGAGCCCUGGCCGCUGUGCGAAAAGCCCUUGCGACUUGGAAUACAGGGGCGUGUGUUUCCGGAUACAGCGGGACAUCGACCUCCAAGAUGUCGGUUGGCGAGGCCGAUGAGGACAACCAGGAUAGCGUCUCUCAUCCGCGGGGCAACGCAACUAGCGCACAUAGCCAUGCACAUAGGCGCUCGUAUGGUAAGGGUCUCCUCUCUGAAAAGCACCAUCGCCGAGCUGGGACUUGCAGAACCAUCCAGGCCAAAGCCGGCGAGGGCUGCAGCGACCUCGCAGCCCGCUGUGGAAUCUCCCCUGCCGACUUCACAAAGUACAACCCGAGCACUGCGCUUUGCUCGGCUGGGCAACAUGUUUGCUGCUCUGCUGGGACGCGGCCGGACUUUUCCCCCAAGCCGAACGACGAUGGGACUUGUGCAAGCUAUAAAGUCCAGACCGAUGAUUGGUGUAGCAAGAUUGCUGCCGCGAAGAGCAUUACCAUUAAGGAUAUUGAGACCUGGAAUGCGAAGACGUGGGGCUGGACGGGGUGUGAUGAUGUCCAGGCUGGUGCAAACAUCUGUGUCAGCAAAGGAGACCCGCCCAUGCCAUCUGUCAUGAAGAAUGCGGUCUGUGGCCCUCAAAAGACCGGGACAAAAAGACCGGACAAUUGGGACGAUAUCGAGAGUCUUAACCCUUGUCCUCUGAAUGCCUGCUGUGAUAUCUGGGGGCAAUGCGGCACUACUGCGGAAUUCUGUACAAGAACCAAGUCUGCGACCGGCGCACCUGGCACGGCAAAAGACGAGACUAAUGGAUGCAUCUCAAAUUGUGGCACUGACAUCGUUUACGACAAUAGCGGCUUCGGCGACUCUCCUGUACUGGUUGGAUACUAUGAAGCUUUCCAGAACACCCGGCCAUGCCUCAAUCUGGAUGUGACUGCCAUCAACAAUACAGUUGAAUGGGGUGGUCAACUUGGAAGUCAUUCAUCAACGUUUUCCCAGGCAUGGGACCACAUCCAUUUCGCGUUCGCCAACAUCACUGAAUCGUUCGAAGUUGAUGUUUCCAGUGUCCAGGACGAGUUUAAUGAUUUUAAAAAGUUCUCCUCCCCGGGCAAGAAGCCCAAGGUUCUGUCCUUUGGUGGGUGGUCGUUUUCCACAGACUUGGACUCCUACGCCAUCUUCCGAAAGGGCGUCACGGAUGAACAGCGCUCGUUAUUCGCGUCCAAUGUUGUAAAGUUUGCUGACGAUAAUGACCUUGAUGGACUGGACUUUGACUGGGAGUAUCCUAGCGCCCCUGAUAUCCCUGGCAUUCCCAAGGGCGAUCCAGACGACGGUACUCGAUAUCUUCAAUUCUUAAAGGAAGUUCGCGACAAACUCUCCGCCGACAAGACACUCUCAAUCGCAGCCCCUGCCUCCUUUUGGUAUCUCAAGGGCUUCCCGAUUGCGAAGAUCUCGUCCGUUGUCGAUUAUAUUGUAUAUAUGACCUAUGAUCUACACGGUCAGUGGGACUGGGACAAUAGCUGGUCGGAUAAUGGGUGCGACAGCGGUUCCUGUCUCCGGUCUCACGUUAACUAUACCGAGAUCGAGAACUCUCUAUCAAUGAUUACCAAGGCCGGGGUUCCUAACAGCAAGAUCGUCGCAGGUCUCGCGAGCUAUGGCCGGUCUUUUGGGAUGGUUGACCCAACCUGCCACGGGCCUCAGUGUAAAUUCACGGGGCCGGAGUCAGGAGCUAUGCCUGGACGAUGCACCCAGACCCCAGGCUAUAUUGCUAAUGCCGAGAUUGACGAGUGGUUGCAGAGUGAUGACCAGAAUAUUACGACGUACUUUGACGAGGGCAGUCGAUCGACAAUCUCCUACUCUGCCAACGGAACAUGGGUGGCCUAUACAGACCGCAAGGAGCGCAACAACAGGAUCACAGAAUGGUGGUACAACAGAACCGUCCUCGGAACCAGUCUCUGGGCCGUAGACCUGACUGAAUUCGUUGCUGAACUCCCAGACGGCACUGUACUGCCUCCAACAACCUUACCAAACUGCGACCAAGUCUUCGCCAGCGUGGACGAGGUCGAGGCCGCAGCUGAUUCUAUCGAACCCGAGUGUAUGAACCUAUACUUGAUAGACGCCCUGAGGAGCAAUCUCACCCAAUCGGUUUCGGAAUACAAGGACGUACUGCAAACAGACUAUGAUAAGAAGUUCGACUGGUACCAGGACGCCGUCAGGGAGCAGUUCCCCGUGGCUCUCCGGGCGUUUUUAAAGGCAAAUUCCUCCAAUUACUUCGAGUGCACUUCCUACACAAUGGAGGCGUGGAGCCAAAAGCCUGUCGGCGACAACGUGAGCAGCCCGUGUCCAUCAAAUCCAAGGGGCACGGGCUACGCGACCUUCGAUUGGUUAGCGACGGAUAAAAAGGGAUUCUUAGCGGAUCUUGAAGAAGCAACCGGGAUCACAGUGGACCAGCUAUCAUGGGGCACCGUUGAUGACUCCCGAUGCGUGAACAAUCCGGACCCUUCGCUAGGACCACAGACGACAUGCGAUGGCAGCAAGAACUACGGCAUGCCCCAUCUCGAGGGUGAUUUCCCCGUCAGUAACCCAAAGGAAAUCAUCUCAGCCCGACUCCCCAACAUCACAACCUUCGAGCACCAAUCGUCUACCAUUUCGAUGCUUGCAGACAGCAGUCUGUACCCCGGUAACACAAUCGAUAUUGUAGAUGGCGCAUCGCUGCUUGUAUUCAUGGUCUCGAGCUCUAUUGCGAGCAUGAAAAGUGUUGAAGAGAUCGGCGAAGAAUACCACAAGGAGAAGGUUGAAGAAGCAAUUCUUCUUUUUAUCUCGGCCUUCCUCCUCAUUAUCCCGGGGCUAGGAGAAAUUGUGGACUCUGUUGAGCUGACUUCCGUUGCUAUCACCCUCCGAGCAAUCGGUGCAGCUGGGGAUGUGGGGGUUGGUAUCUAUAGUAUUGUUAGCGCGCAUGAUGCUGGGGCUGGUGAGAUCUUCUUGGCUCUACUGGGUGGCGUUGCUAUUUUGGAUGUAUUUCAAGCACCGGUACUUUUUGCGAGGGCCGCGAAAGCAAGAAGGGCCAUGGAAGCUGGGGAUAUCGCGAAAUUGGGGAACGAAGUGAAGGGGGGGAUGGCGCAGAUUGACAAGUUGAAGCAGGGUUGCCGGUAG
Molecule: messenger RNA, 3834 nt
Organism: Aspergillus versicolor CBS 583.65
Lineage: Eukaryota; Fungi; Ascomycota; Eurotiomycetes; Eurotiales; Aspergillaceae
Exons: 4
Coding region: 1-3834 (1277 amino acids)
Biological process (GO): carbohydrate metabolic process
Molecular function (GO): hydrolase activity, hydrolyzing O-glycosyl compounds; chitin binding
Source: RefSeq, a predicted model, not a curated record